UGGAGGACUCCCGCGGCCAGCAGGGGACUCCCUCCCUCUCUCCAGCUAAUCAUUUCAACAAAUGGCACCUGUUCGGUUCAAAGGAAAAGCCGGGAGGCAACGCGGCCGCAGCAUCCUGGUUCGAUGCGCAAAAGUCCUGUCCAACAACUUAGGUAAACUGGAAAGGCCGCUGCGUGUACACUUGGAAACUUUCCACACUGAUAAAGAAAUCCACCGAAACGGGUGUCGGCCGCAGAUGCUCGUCGGUCUGAGCCUUGAUAACAACACCCAUUGUGAAACAUGCGACCGUUCCUACGCCGGCGUAUGUCCCCCCUGAAACUGGUGCUCCUUGGGGGGACUCUCUUCCUGGUGGUCCUGGUGGUGCUCCAGAGGGAUGUUGGCUCUUCACCUGCUAGUGACCCCUGGUUUCAGGAGCUGGUGGACAAGAAGGACAAGGUGUUGAUCAUGGUCCGAGACGCUGUCAACAACAUCGGCUUCCAGAUCAGAGCUCCACAGGCGCCACCAGUACAGGAGCAGCCCACACAGGACGCCAAAUGCCCUGCUGGAUUCUACACUCGGGCUGAGCUCAAACCUCACCUGGAGAGACCGCCUCAGGACCCGGUCAGCCCCGGGGCAGAUGGGAAUGCAUUCAAGAAAGACAACAUGUCCCCAGACGAGGUGACGGAGAAGGAGGAGGGAAUGAAGAGGCAUUGCUUCAACCAGUUUGCCAGUGACCGUAUCUCGCUGAGCCGUAGUCUCGGGGAAGACACGAGGCCUUCAGAGUGCGUGGAGACGAAGUUUCGUCGCUGUCCUGCUCUGCCCACCACCAGCGUUAUUAUUGUCUUCCACAACGAGGCCUGGUCUACCCUCCUCAGGACGGUCUACAGCGUCCUGCACACGUCCCCUGCUAUCCUGCUCAAAGAGAUCAUCUUGGUAGAUGACGCCAGUGUUGCAGAUCACCUAAAAAGCCCACUGGAGGAAUUUGUGCGUCAGCUGAAGAUAGUCCGCGUUGUGAGGCAGCUGGAGAGGAAGGGCCUCAUCACUGCCAGGCUGCUGGGUGCCAGCAUUGCUCAGGGCGAAAUCCUAACUUUUCUCGACGCACAUUGUGAGUGUUUCCAUGGUUGGUUAGAGCCACUGUUGGCCCGCAUUAUUGAGGAACCUACUGCGGUGGUUAGUCCAGAGAUCACCACCAUAGACCUUGAAAGCUUUCGGUUCAACAAGCCCUUGCCCACCAACCGCGCUUACAACAGAGGUAACUUUGACUGGAGCCUGACCUUCGGCUGGGAGCAAAUCCCCGAGGAUGCGAAGCUACUGCGCAAGGAUGAAACCUACCCUGUAAAAACACCUGCUUUUGCUGGAGGUCUCUUCUCGAUCUCAAAGGAGUACUUUGAACACAUUGGAACAUAUGAUGACAAGAUGGAGAUCUGGGGUGGAGAAAAUGUGGAGAUGUCUUUCAGGGUGUGGCAGUGUGGGGGUCAGCUUGAGAUCAUCCCUUGUUCUGUGGUGGGCCAUGUCUUCCGCAGCAAGAGCCCCCACACCUUCCCCAAGGGCACAGAGGUCAUCACUCGCAACCAGGUACGCCUGGCUGAGGUCUGGAUGGAUGACUACAAGAAGAUUUUUUAUCGCCGCAACAAGGCAGCUUCGGUUAUGGCCAGUGAGCAUAACUUUGGUGACAUCUCCGAUCGCCUGAAUCUGAGAGAGAAGCUGAAGUGCAAGAACUUCACCUGGUUCUUAAACACAGUCUACCCAGAGGCCUUCAUUCCAGACUUAAACCCAGAAAAAUCAGGAGCAAUUAGAAACUCAGGAUCUAAAACCUGUCUGGAUGUUGGGGAGAGUAACCAGGGAGGUAAACCUCUGAUUAUGUACCAGUGUCACAACAUGGGAGGCAACCAGUACUUUGAAUACACAUCUCAUAAGGAGCUGCGUCAUAAUAUUGGAAAGCAGCUGUGUCUUCAUGCCACGCCCCAUCCAGAGGCGGUGAAGAUCGAGCUAUGCCAGUUGAAGGGAAAGGGCACCAGUGUGUCACCUCAGCAGGAGUGGGUCUUGACAGAGGAAAGUCUGCUGAAGAAUCCCAGUAGUGGGAAAUGUUUACGGCUGAAUGGAGACCAGCUUCAGAUGGAUCACUGUAACUCUGCCGACCUCUUCCAGCAUUGGACCUUCGGCUGACCUCCCUGUCUGACCAUCAGGUGACCUCUGGCACCUUGUGUCCCCUUCCUCAGACUGUGCUCUGAGGAGCCAACUCAACAUUGAUCCAGAAGGACUUCCUGCUGUGGAGCUUGGGGCAUUUGGCCAUACUGAGUGGACGGUUAAAGAUGGAGGACAAAGAAAAGACUGAACAGGAAUCUGUUGAAGACGCUCGAGUUGGCCUCAAGUUGUUUUAAAUUUAUUUAUGAUGGAAACUCAGAGAGACGUUUGAAGGUGGCUGGGAAUUAUACGACACUAGACUGUGGACUUUGCAUGCAGGAGUGGCAGCUUGACUGUGGGUCGGUGGGUGUGAACCAGAAUCUUACUGCAGUGAAUUCACACUCCAGCUUGGAAAAUCACCAUUUAGUGUUUGUUUUGUUUGUUUUUUGUCUGACAAUGAAUGUUGAAAUGGGGAAUAUUGAACCUGUGAUGCGUCUAAAUAUGCACUUAAGACAUAAAAUCAAGAGAUGUCUUUUUUUUUUUUAUAUAAAAUUAUUCUUUUUUGUGUCAGAUAAAUGUUCAUUUGUGAUAGAACAUUUUCAACAGUGAAAUAUAUGUAUUUUGAUGCGUCUAUAUGUGUACACUAAAGCAAUAAUCUUUUAAAAUAAUUUUUUUUAUAUGCUUUUACUGUUUUUUUUUGCAGAGUAAUGGUUGGUCUUGAUUCAUUGGGUAGUAUUCUGAAAUGAUUAACUCACUGUGGUUAAUGAUGCUACAAAUAUUAAAUAAUUUGAAUUAAGAUAGAUUUCCUGCGAUGAUUCAUGACUCAUUUAUAA
Messenger RNA from Anoplopoma fimbria (sablefish), 2936 nucleotides. RefSeq names its product UDP-N-acetyl-alpha-D-galactosamine:polypeptide N-acetylgalactosaminyltransferase 6 (GalNAc-T6) (gene galnt6). The coding region runs from base 280 to 2145 and encodes 621 amino acids. Lineage: Eukaryota; Metazoa; Chordata; Actinopteri; Perciformes; Anoplopomatidae. Gene Ontology annotation, cellular component: Golgi apparatus. The record is from RefSeq and is a predicted model, not a curated record. The transcript is spliced from 11 exons.